CUCCCCACCCAACACACUUCAACCGCCAUUUAUGACGCAGACACUUCUUCCACCAACCGGCGUUUGUUUAUCAUCAUGCAUGAUAUUCGAUGAAGUAACUUCUUUAUCGCCGCUCAUCAUCACCGUUCCCCACCUUCCCUACAACAUUGCCGUCAGGUCUGACCUAGGUUUUCCCAACACGUCCCGAUCUGCCAAUCACUCGUCGCCUUGCCAGUCACGUGAUUAAGCAGUUGGCCGUGCUCGGCAAUCUCCGGCCACGUUCGGAGACUCCCGAGAGCGAGCAGUCAAAAUUUUGUAGACGCAAAGUGUCGAAGAUAACCCGAUACUGGCCAUAAACAUCUUACACAUCUACGAGCAAGGAUUUGCGCUUUGAAGUGGCUUUAUCUUGACCUUAAAAGCAAGCUAGAGUGGAAACUAUUAAUCCCCACACGGAAGGGGAUCCCCCGAAGUUUGCGAUCAGAAAAAUCAAGAUAAAGAUUUUUAAGCGGGGCAAGAGAUAUCCACCCCGAUCUCAUCCAGCCAGCCAUUACAAGUAAACUUGGCAUACUUCUUCUCCGAUUGCACGAAGGAGUGGCUACCGAAAUAAUAAUUUUUUUAAAAAAAGGCGCUGACACCGAGAACGUGUGUCACAUGCAGAAAAUGAUAAUCUGCUUGCAUAUGGCGCAGGCUUGGGUUCUGUGAGAAAUACCUGACAUCUCUGAGUGUUAUGUCAACGCCCGCUCCACACGGCCAUUGCGGCAUGAUUCAUAGUGGGACACAGGAGAAAUAUUGGCCGGCAAGGAUCCGAUGAUUGGUUGUUGGUUUCGAAUUUCACAACACUUCACAACGUUGACCCGUCGCCCUCACCUGCACUUCCGAAAGCACACGACACUCGGGUGUCAUCGUGACGUAGGCAGCGCCGGGUCCCAGUGACAUCAUGUCCGACCACUUGUCAGACAAGAACGACAGGUGGGGCGACAGCUCCUCGGGAGCGUCGUCAGCAAGCCCCGUGCCCACCGACCUGUCCGGGCGACGGGGGGAGCGGGGAGCGGCUUCCCCGGGUGUCAUCGUCAAGAUGGAGAGACGAGAGACACCACCCUCGCACCUGGUAAUGCCGAACUCGAACGGGUAUUCUCCCUGUCUCGGCCUCCCACCAGUCCUUCCGACACAGCGAGAUGUCGGCGGUGCCCCACUCGGUGCAGUCUCAGGUCAUCCAUGGACCUCUGACCAUGACCUCCUCCGUGUCGGCCAGGAGCCUGGUGCAAGGUCUGGCUGCCAACGCCUAUCACCACGAUGACCAUGGAAGCGGAGGAACCCUCGUGAAGGCUGCUUACGCUGGAGCAGGAUCCAUGCGACCUCAGGGGAUGGGAUUUGAGGGGCCGGGGCACCUCCUGCCGACGGAAGACGUGGAGGUGUUUUUCCACCAUCUGGACAAUCGCCCCACAGCGACAACCGUGGCUCUGGCGGGAUUCACCCUGGCCUCAGUGGGUGCCGCUGCCAACAGCAGCUCAGAGUCGGGUACGAGCUUCACCCCGCUAACCAACGCCACCCUGUCGUCUGGCCAGACAGUCUACCACAACGGCGACACCGUGGGGCUGAGUGGGGGCAGCUUGAUCACCCUGCAGCCCCCUACCUACUCCGACAACUCUUCUUACCUCCCCCAAUGCCAUCGCUUCUGGUUCCAAGCUCUACGCCCAACCUGGUGUCCGUGGGAGGAUACGUCAGUUCCGGGUCCGCCGGAAGUCACAUCUCUUCGCAGCAUCUGCAGCAUUCCUCAGCCGAACCUUCAACCUACCAACUGUGGGGACUUCACCCAUCCUCUGACCCCCACUCACACGCGCAGGCGUACACCCCGCUCCCGCCAGCCUCCACCCUCACGUCCAAGCACGGCGGCACCUACCUCACGAUAGGGGAAUCUGGGUUGCCUCCCCUCUCCCAGUCCGACCAGGGAGGGGGAGGGGGUGGAAGAGACGGUCUUUCGCUUUCCCAGAGUCACGGAAGCGAUGGGUACCCGGAGUAUGUGACGAACGAGGGAGGAUCAAAGUGGAGCACCUUCAACCUGACGCCCAUGGGCCACAGGCCCCACGACACGUCGUCGCCAGCUUCAUCCGUCAACAUGAGCAGCGAAAACAACGAGUAUUAUUUUGAGGGUCGGGAGUGCGUCAACUGCGGAGCCAUCUCCACUCCACUAUGGCGGCGGGACGGAACCGGAAACUACCUCUGCAACGCAUGCGCCUGUGCAAGGUCAACAGCGUGGAUCGAUCGAUGAUGAAGGCCACUGGUCAGCCCUCCCCCAGUCUCCACCCUCCCCAUGCCACUUCCCCCGAUCCACCCGUACCUCAGGGAGGGAGGUUAGGAGGCAGCCACCCACCCUUCCACAAACAGCCUCCUCCCUGCCGCCGGGGAUGCAGCAGCCUCUUGCCUCAAGUCGACGGCUGCUAAACACUUUCAAGGACCAAGAUGAUGACUCCAACAAGAAAUUCUUGUCAGACUCCAAGUUCGAGAAGUCAACCAGAAGGAUGGGGUUGUCGUGCGCCAACUGCAGCACCAGCACCACCACCUUGUGGCGACGGAACAGCGAAGGGGAGCCGGUCUGCAACGCCUGCGGCCUGUACUUCAAGCUCCAUCAGGUUGCCCGUCCCUUGUCUAUGAAAAAGGAUGGAAUACAAACCCGCAAGCGGAAGCCCAAAGGUUCCGGCUCUAAAUCCAAGGCAUCCAAGGAGCCCCAACUCCCUAGCUACGAUAGCAGCUCCCUCAUGCAGCACCAGUCGUCUUCACAAAUUCACCAGCAUCAUCAGCAGAGCCAGCAACAUCUUUCACAACAACACCACACGCAGCAGCAGCAGCAGAUGAUGCACGAGAGCCAGAGCACGCUGCCACAUACGCAUCCCAUCAACCCGUCCAACUCGCUUGUUAUGGUAGGACACGGAGCCCGCUUGCCCACCCUGGGCUCGGCCUUGUCUGGAACCAGUUUAUCAAGUUCCAGCUUGACUUCAUCAGGUUUGUCCCUGUCAGGGUUGUCAGGGGGCUCCGCGAUGUCGGGAUCAGGAAUGUCUUCUGACCAUGGCUUAGCGGGACCAGAAACCGGCUCAAGGGGAUCCAGUUUGGGAUCUGGAUCCCGAUCGAGACCAUCACAAGGUCUUCUGGACCUGACUCUUUCCAGAAGUGAAAAUGGCACCUCUUCCAUGACAGUUGGCAGCGAAGAUAUGAAGACGUUGCCCAGCUAUUCCAGUGACUACCACAUCCACAACUCGGCCGUCCUGGCUGCCCUGGCGUCCCCCAUCAACACCACCAGCCAUUCCACCCUGCUGCCCAUCUCCAGCCUCACCUCGCUCGGCCGCCAGGCCAUGGCCGCGGCAGCAGCCAAUCACAUCGCGUCUAACAACGGUCCCAUCAGUAGCCCCAUGGAUCGCGUCAUGUCAUUGGACAGCAUGUUGAUAAAGCAAGCCACGGAGCCACCGUUCUCUCCCUCGCCUCCCAAAGCCAUCCCUGUGGCCUCCGACAUCCACAGCGAAACCGAGGCUGCGGUUCAGUCCCUUAGCAGCGAGGACAUCCUGCAGCUCAAACCUGCAUCCGUGUCGCAGACGUGAUGAAACAGUUCCACUACUUCCUCGAGUGUCACCUUCUUCAUCUACAGACUUGUGACAGGGUGUGAUCGUUUGAGACACGAGUAGUGCAGGGCUCCGAUUGUGGAACACGGAGGUUGUCAGUGAACGAACCUGAACCUGCAUCAAAGACAAAACCGUCGCAAAACCUUUUUUUGCGAAACCCGAUGUCCUGGAUGCAUUUUUGCACAUGAUUGGGUUUCUCGGUCGGUUUGUUGACUUUAAGCACCUACCCGGUCCUUGAACUCAUUGUUUCAAACUAAAGGACAAGCAAUGUCCCAACUACACUCAGUGAGAUGUAGGUAGUCGUAUGUACUAAAUGCUUUGAAAGCACACUUUUCUUUGUUAACAGAUAAAUGAAGGGAUAAAGGAAAUUUCUACCACUAGAUUUUUUUUACACAGGAAAUGGAAUACAUACAUGGCUUGCAAGGGGGAUGAUUUUUCUAGCUUUUUAAUUGUAAAACUGACCGUUGAGAGGUCCUUAACCUCGGUGUCUUGACAUCCGGGGCUGUCGCUACGGACAGGUGAUAAAGUCAAAGCCGAAGUCAGUUUAUGUUUUGUUUGCAGUUGCAAACAGUCACUUAUACCUGAGGUAAGCAAAUAAGAACUGGACACCCCCCCCCCCCUUACUCCAGUUGUGGGCCGUGGAUGAUGGUUGGUUUGCUCGCUUCAUUUGAAUUAAGGAAUAUCUCGGGAAAACUUCCAGGGAACAGCCUGAUACCUCCGGUCCAUGUGAGUGUCCACCUCUACAAUAAAAACAGCAUUAACUUUGAAAUACUUUCCGUAGGCGGGGUCAGUAAGCAGUCAUCUUCAGGACACUUUUCUAAGAUUAAAAAAAAAAUUUCUUGUUGCAUUAUUUUUCUAGCUGUCUUGAUGGACUGGACAUGUUUUAUCAUCCUCCCUUACUUGAUAAUCUUUGUACUGAAGAGGAUGUUUCAUUACGAUAAAUUAAUAGGAAUACGAGAUGCUAUAAAUAGGUUUAUCUUUACAUUAUUUAUGCUCAAUGAUGGAAUGUGUGACCCCUCCCCAUCCCCAACCCAUCGCAACAUUUUAAUGAUUUUAUUUCUUAUUAUACAAAGUGAUUCGACAGCAAUGAAGUGAAACCCUCGUCUCAGUAGCUCCACUGAGGUGCAUGCUACUACUUUCAGUAAAAUCAGUGCAUAAAAAUCGCAUUAUUUCAUUUUCUGCACAUCAUUUGAAUAAUGAGCCCUUAGACCUUUUGACCUUUUAAGGGAAAAGUCUCCUCGGAUUUUAAGGGCAAACUUCAAAGAUAACAGAUGGAUGUCGUUCAUUGUUCACACUGUUUGCUUGUUUCUUUUAUUAUUAUUAUUAUUAUUAUUAUUAUUAUUAUUAUUAUUAUUAUUACUCAUGGACCCUGCUGUAUAUGUGUUUAUAGGGUAACGAACUGAACGGCUUGUGUAUACAGAAAUGAAGCGAGAUGUACCCACAUGAUAUAAUGCCUGCACGUUGUCUCCAGAAAGUAUUUACGAGAGCUGAUGAUAUUGUUCGUUGUUAUGCUUGUGUGCUUGACAUUCACCUGGCUUCCACUUCGCCAGUGUCCCGAGCCAGUCGCGAGCUGCGGAUGAAUACACAGGAAACCAUUUCUUCUUGUCCAAGUGUGUUCAAGGGAGCCAACCUCGUGGAGUGAGGGAGGGAGGGGUGAGGUGCAUGCAAGCCGAGCGUUCACUAUGGAAGAUUCGAACUGCAAAGCCAAGCCUAGAGUUGUGGUGUUUGUUUGUCAACCUACUCGAUGGAUAACAAGUAAACACUCGUGGCAAGCAGACACAAAAAAGGACGAACUGUAAAAGUUUCAGUUGUUCAGAAAAUGCCUCAAAACUAUUGCUCCUCUUCUUUCGUAGCACGCUCGUGUUUUGUUGUUUUUCACAAGCCAUAUCUCGUGUGGAUUCUUUUUUAAAAUUUUGGACAGUAAGCACGAGUUUGUAUGCAGCUUUUUUUUACCGACUGAAAGUGUAAAUACUCUUAAAAAUCAUAUUCGAGAAAGGCAUAAAGGGGAAUAACUCUCCCAUUGAGGCGACGUGUGCUUUCUCAACCUAUUUUAUCAAUGUUUUGAAUUUUUGUUAUAACAACUGAGACAUAAAAGCAAACUGAGAUUUUGAUGUAGAAUUAUUUUUGCUUUGCAGUUAAUUAUGAAGAUAUUAGUUUUUGAAUCGCAACUUAUUAUCGGAUUUUAUAUGAUUAGUCUUUAAUGUGAUCGAAAGUUGUAGAGCAAAAAUCAUAUAUUUUAUCAGUUUUGUUCUUUGAGAAAAAGUGCUUUGGGAAAUGUUGUUUUAUUACUUUCAGCAUCGUGCAUCAGACCAUUGGGAUUCUGUCUAACAGAAAGAAAGUUUUUAUAACUUUGUUUAAAAUGCAAAUGAUUCAAGAUGCGAUUAUACCUUAAUGAUUAGUGCAGACAAGAUGCUCAUUAUGUAUUUCUUUAUGCGGAUGGUUGUGCUGUUUGGUCAUAAGCAUUUUGACAAGCGGUGACGAAGAUGAAUAUGUUAACUUGGUGUUGCACUCCGGAAGCUGCCAAAGGCUUCGCUGUCUUAGAAUAUACAGCUCAAAUAUUUGUGAUUAUUAUUACGCCGUUGCCUCAUAUUAUUUUUAUUUUUUUGUCCGUUUAAUAUAUUUCUCUACCUGAAUUCGAAAUAUUAAAGGUCAGUAAGAGAUAAAACAUCAGCAAUAUACACUAGGCACACCUUCAUCUUUUGUCUAUCACAUCCCUGAUACAAUUCAUCCUCUAAAAACAUGCGAAUUAAGUUUACAUUUGUGAUUGAUGAAACAUUUGGAGAAACUAUCAGAAGGAACAUGAACGGUGUACUCUGGAAUGAAAAAAAAAAGGUGUUACAGGUUUAAAAAUCGGAGUCUGGUGCUGUUGAGAAGAGGAUGGUGUGAAGGAGGGGAUCUCUGAUAGGUGACACCGGUGCUGCGCACGUGCGACACAUGCCUCGCUUGCCAAUCACGACUGGAAUUCAUGUUGACACAGUGAACCACUCUCAAGCCGGUCAAGUUCAGUCCUACGUACCACAGCCUCAGUACCCGCUACCUGCGCUUCGCAAGUGACUGCCGGGUGGGCGUGGGGUGGAUGUGGGGUGGGGCUGUAAGUCUGUGACUGGCUCACAGUGGUAACCGCUGGCCUGGCUUGUAGAGGGAGGACAGCAUCAACAUGGAUUCCAGCUAUGAGCUAUCAGCCUUCUCGACGUCCAGUGAACUUACUGUCUGACAACCUAGUCAGACUACAAUAUCUGCUACGUGUAUAUUAUUGUGCUUUGUGUAAUGCGAGAUCUCCGUGAAAACUAGCGAUUAACAUGUGUAAGAGAUUUGUCACUAACGCCUGUUACAAUACUUCUUCUUCUUAUAUGUGUAUGUGUGUGAGAGUGUUUGUGGGAGAGUGUUUGUGUGUGUGUGAGAGAGAGAAAGAGUGUGUGUGUGUGUGUGUGUGAAAAUCAACAUUUUGCGAUGGAAAAGCAGAGGCAUAACAUGUACCUAUUGCAUUCUGAUCUUAUAUUAGUAUAAGGGCGCAUUAAAUUAACAAGAAAAAGUUUACCGCUUUUUACUAGGUAAGUAUGAGUAAACCAAAACUGAAAAACUGUGUUGCAGCUGUUGACGGUAAUAUAUUUCAAGAUGCAGUGAUUAGGGGAAUUUUUGAUGGAGUGUUGGGGGGGAGAGAGUGGAGGAAAUAAAUGCAAAGUGACAAAGCUAACUUCUUACUUCAGGCUUUACUUCAGAAAUGUCUGACGAUGCGGUUUGGUGUAAUUUAGGGACCAAAUGUCUAAUGAUCCAGUUAAUGAUAAUACCCUUGUACAAAGGCUAUAAAAAAUAGUAUUUUCAUACCUGCCAUUGAAUAGAAGAAACAUGUUUGUGCUCCCAAUCUCUCUCUCUCCCACCCUUAUUUUUUCAUUCUCUCUUUCUCUCUGUGGGUGUGUGUGCAGGGGUGAAGGGGUGUUUAUGUUUGUGAAAGAAUAGGGGAGCAAUAGGUUGUUUUUUUUCGCAAGACCUUUGCAAACGGGAUGGUGUUGGGUUGAAGAAGUCCACUUUAUGAGAUUACUUUCCGACGUGAAAUAGAUUGUUUUGAUGAUAUAUAGGUAAUAUAGUUAAUUCCCCUCAAGCCGAUACAGUUACUAAGUGGAUACCACGUAGCUUAUAGUUAUUUCACUGGUCUUGUUACAUGACAUUAUGUGUUGAUAUCGUCAUUUUACAACUACUUUCCAAGCAACAAUUAUGAUAGUGGAUCUGAAGUAUUUUCUAGACCAGUUAUAGAUACUGCGUUGCUAUUAAUUUCAAAAGAAAAGCUGGAACUGGACAUUGUCUGCUACUCCUCCAUUUUCUUUUUCUUGUGUCAACCUUUAUUACUCCCUGUUCCUACUAGAGAUAGAGGAAAAUAUUAAUCGAUUCCUUUCUUUCAUCCUUUUUCUUUCUUUCUUUCUUAAAGUAGACUGGAAUUAAUGAAAUAUGAAAGUGUCGGUGACUGUGUACAGCAGGCAGAUAGUGGGUGAAUGUUGCAAUGGCUGUUUUCAAUGAAGCCUAAGAAUAUUGGGCAUUUAAAUUUGUAUUUAUUUGUUUUCUACAAGACACUGUAGGUCCUAUGCUGAACUGCAAGCCGUUCACCAUCUCUCUGGCUAUUAUUUACAUCUCCAUUAUCCCCAAACCAUGCUAUUGUUGUUUACAGAGAGGGAGUCAGGGUUGGACACAAUACACUUCAUUGGUUGUGCGUUUUAAAAUAAUACAAAUACAAUACAUUUGUUAAAAGUGAAGAAAAAAUGAGUUCAUUACAUCUUUUUUAUGUCUUUCUGUAUGCAACACAGGUUUCCACGGUUUCUAGAAUUAUGACCUGGAUUACUUUUUUCGAGUAUAAAUGAUAUAGAUUUUUUUUUCAAACUUUCUUCGUCAAUACAUAUAUGACUUACUUAUUCCAGCCGUGGCUGACCUCUGUAUAGACUGAUGUUAGAUGGGCUAUGACACAUUUUUUCACUUGUCCUGUUAGCUAUGUCAUGACUGACCAUGCUGUCUUGCCACAAAACAUUCAUAUUUUUCUUUGCAUUUAAACAAAAGUAAAGGGUACAGUAUGCUUCAUCACUACAA
This is a messenger RNA of Pomacea canaliculata, 8663 nucleotides long. RefSeq names its product GATA-binding factor A-like. Gene Ontology annotation, biological process: cell fate commitment; negative regulation of transcription by RNA polymerase II; positive regulation of transcription by RNA polymerase II. Gene Ontology annotation, molecular function: zinc ion binding; RNA polymerase II cis-regulatory region sequence-specific DNA binding; DNA-binding transcription factor activity, RNA polymerase II-specific. The coding region runs from base 2385 to 3569 and encodes 394 amino acids. The transcript has 7 exons. The record is from RefSeq and is a predicted model, not a curated record. Lineage: Eukaryota; Metazoa; Mollusca; Gastropoda; Architaenioglossa; Ampullariidae.